Cylas formicarius (sweet potato weevil) is the source of this 1432-nucleotide messenger RNA. RefSeq names its product peptidyl-prolyl cis-trans isomerase D. Gene Ontology annotation, cellular component: intracellular membrane-bounded organelle. The transcript has 5 exons. Bases 153 to 1247 code for a protein of 364 amino acids. NCBI's taxonomy places the organism in Eukaryota, Metazoa, Arthropoda, Insecta, Coleoptera, Brentidae. The record is from RefSeq and is a predicted model, not a curated record. Gene Ontology annotation, biological process: protein peptidyl-prolyl isomerization. Gene Ontology annotation, molecular function: peptidyl-prolyl cis-trans isomerase activity; protein binding.
UUUUCCUCGGUUGCAUAUCCGAAUUGAGAUAAGCCCCAUUAAGCGUAUAGAAAAAAAAAAUCUUGAUUUGUUUUCGUGCAAAGAAGAAGAGUUGCCCAAUAACCUAAUCUGUUCUGAAUAUUUUUAAUUUUGAAGAGGGACAGUAAAAGGAAAUGACAAAAGACAAUAAAAAGGAAAACCAGUUCGUUUAUUUUGAUUUCGUUUUUAAUAACGUUAAAGCGGGGAGGGUGAUAAUCGAGCUGUUCAGUAACACUGUUCCAAAAUCAGCUGAAAAUUUUCGAGCCUUGUGUACCGGUGAAAACGGUAUAGGCAAACAUAACAAACCUUUACACUACAAAGGCACCAAAAUACAUAGAGUUUUAGUUGUUCCACUCUGUCUUGUACAAGGAGGAGACAUCAUUAAUGGGGAUGGUUCAGGCGGGGAGAGUAUAUAUGGAGAUUACUUUGAUGAUGAAAAUUUGGAAUUGACACAUAAUGUGGAGGGUAUUGUGGGUAUGUCCAAUGAUGGCCCGGACAGGAAUACUUCACAGUUCUAUAUCACCACCCAACCCUGCCCGCAUUUAGAUGAGUCACAUGUUAUUGUCGGUAAAGUUGUGAAAGGGCUCAACAUAAUCGUGGAGAUGAGUGACAUUCCCAAGAUCAACGACAUUCCCUUAGAGGAUAUCAUCAUCACUGAUUGUGGAGAGAUAAAACCUGGAGAUCAGUGGAACUAUUCCGAAAAGGAUGGGACCGAUAUCUAUCCUCCCUGGCCAAAUGAUUGGGAUAUCAACCCCACGGCAUAUGCCUUAGUCGAGAACGCGAUAAAAGAUAUAAACAAAUCAGGAAACAUUUACUUUCGACGGCAGCACUUUUUCGAUGCAGAGCGCAAGUACAAGAAAACUCUGAGAUAUAUUGACUGGUACUUGAAUGAGAACAAGAACAACAACAAAGAUAUCAGAGAGUUUAGAAACAUGGUUUUGUUGAAUUUGACGGCCGCCAGGCUAAAAGUAAACAAAAAUAAAGAGGCCCUGAUACACUGUAACGAAGUAAUAAAGAAUUGCCCAAAGAAUGGUAAAGCUUAUUACCGCCGUGCAAAAGCUAGAUUGGCUCUAAGUGAUUAUGAUGAGGCAUUGAAAGAUUUGGACAGGGCUUUAGCAUUACAUCCCAAUGACAGCAACGUGAGGGACGUAAUAGAUGUUGCGAAGAAAUUGAAGCUGAAGUAUCUGAAGACAGAGCAGAAGUUUUGCGCAAAGUUCUUUAAGGACUAACUUUACCAUAACACAAAACUUAAAUUUAUUGUUAAAAAUUGAAGUUUUCUACCUCAUAUGGUGUAUAUGUUAUAAAUGUACAGUAACUUAGAAAUAUCUAUUUUUUUUGUAAAUGUAAAACCAGGAAUAGAUAUAAGUACAAUAUUUUAUUGACUAGAUUUCAUAAUAAGCAUAAAUUUUUAAUA